AUGAGCAACGGCAACGGCGACGGUGCCACCUUUGCCGCGGUGGCCGGCCCCAGGAACGUGCUGGGCCAGAGCCUGGCCACCUGCUCCACAGACCCCAUGACCGGCUUCCUGCGGAGUGGGAGGUGCGAGACGGGCCCGUCCGACCAUGGCACGCAUACCGUGUGCGCCCAGGUGACCCAGGCCUUCCUGCAGUACACCCUGCAGCAGGGCAAUGACCUCAUCACGCCCCGCCCAGAGUACAGGUUCCCCGGCCUCAAGGAGGGCGACGGCUGGUGCCUGUGCGCCUCGCGGUGGGCCGAGGCGGUGCAGGCCGGCGUGGCACCACCCGUUGUGCUGGAGGCCACACAUGAGAAGACGCUGCAGCAUGUGGGGCUGGACACGCUGCAGCGCUAUGCAGCCUGA
This is a messenger RNA of Chlorella variabilis, 402 nucleotides long. RefSeq lists its product as hypothetical. Lineage: Eukaryota; Viridiplantae; Chlorophyta; Trebouxiophyceae; Chlorellales; Chlorellaceae. The record is from RefSeq and is a predicted model, not a curated record. The transcript is spliced from 4 exons. Bases 1 to 402 code for a protein of 133 amino acids.